GGGUCGAAGCGUCCGUGUCUCAUCGCUCUGCUGUCGCGUCCCAAAGCUCUCGGGUGUCGACCAUCUGAUUCUGCCGGGAUUCUGGUUGCCUCCGUAGCCUACCUUGGGCUAGGACCAUGUCGCGCAACUGCCGUCUUACUCUCCCCCUCCUCACUCGGGGUUCGGCCUUUGCUCUGCUCUGCCUUUUAUUGGGAACUCUUGAGCUCGAUGCAUUGGAUGUUACUCUGAACAACUCUCAGGAUACCGUUUGCCUGCAUGCCGAAUGGCAGAUGAAUUUCACGAUAAAAUAUGAAACCGUAAACUUUGGUCCCAAAACCGUAUCAGUUCAGGUCCCCACCAACGUAUCAUACAGUGGAAGCGAUUGCGGUACCGUUAACAAUAUCUCCCAAAUUCAAGUUCGAUUUGGAGCCAGUUUCUUUUGGAAUGUGAACUUUACCAGAGAGAAAUCCACUUAUUUCAUUGACUCCAUCUCCUUUUCUUAUAACACCAGUGAUAAUGACACUUUUCCCGAUGCUAAAGAGAAAGGAGUAUUUAGCACCCUUUUUGAAAUCAACACAGUUGAGAUUCCAUUGGGUGAUAUCUUUAGGUGUCAUAGUGAAAUUACAGUAAAACAGGAAAAUGUCACCCACACCUACUGGGGUAUCUUUGUACGUGCUUUUAUCCAGAACAACACAUCCGACUCACAAGAGUACGUCUGUGAUGAUGAUGAAUUCCUGACCACUGUAUCAACAAUUGCCCCUGCUACUGUGCCCGUUCCUACUACCAAACCUGUCCCAGAAGAAAAACCCUUUCCUGGUACCUAUUCUGUUAAAAACGGGAGUACUGUCUGUCUCUUGGCCACCAUGGGGCUUCGUCUGAACAUCACCAAAGAUAAGGUCACUUCAGUUUUCAACAUUAACCCCAAUACCACGGAUUAUAACGGCCUGUGUCUUAAGGAAUCUGCCAUGUUGUGGUUGAACAACAGUGACAUCAACUCUCUCGAAUUUCUCUUUGCUAUAAGAGAUGAAAACCGGUUCUAUCUGAAAGGGGUGAAUAUCAGCUUGCCUUUUGUAAAAGGUUCUGUGUUCGCUGUUGGGAAUAACAACCUUACCUGUUGGGAUGCCCCAUUAGGAAGCUCUUACAUGUGCAAGAAGGAGGAUGUCAUCGUAGUUUCUGACUCAUUUCAAAUAAAUACUUUUGAUCUAAGAGUACAGCCUUUCAACGUGGAAGAAGGAAAGUAUGCCACAGCAGAAGAAUGCCGUGCAGAUGAUGACUACUUCGUUGUACCCAUAGCAGUGGGAGCGUCUUUGGGAAUAUUAGUUAUCCUGGUGAUCUUGGCUUAUAGUAUGGGUCAGAAACGUCAGGGUACCGGAUAUGAGCGAUUUUAGCACCUGAAUUGACCCUGUCAAUUUAGCGGCAUGCUUGCCACAUAAUCAGAAGAAAAUGUUUUCUUACAUGAUUAUUAGUUCCAACUGUUUUUAGGAAGAAAUAAUAGAGCCAGUAUUUUAAAAGGGAAUGUUUUUAAUGAAAGCUGUACUUUUGUAAAACUGCAAAACAGAAUUGUGCUUUCCCUGGCCCAUAGAAACUUAGGUUUGACAGCUUGUCUACAUUGACACUUUUGUAAUGUUAGCCAAGCUUUGAUGAGAAGUUCAAGUGCCUUAAACUAUUAUGACCAUGGGCACCGUUUGGAUAAAAUAUGUACUUGUGCAUAAAUGACAUGAUGGAUUUGUUUCUCUGCCAGUGUUUUCAUGUAUUAAUGCCUGAGUUCUUGUGAUUAAAGCUUCAUUGCCAUGC
This is a messenger RNA of Antechinus flavipes (yellow-footed antechinus), 1773 nucleotides long. RefSeq names its product lysosomal associated membrane protein 2 (gene LAMP2). The record is from RefSeq and is a predicted model, not a curated record. The transcript is spliced from 9 exons. Gene Ontology annotation, cellular component: membrane. Bases 117 to 1367 code for a protein of 416 amino acids. Lineage: Eukaryota; Metazoa; Chordata; Mammalia; Dasyuromorphia; Dasyuridae.